This is a messenger RNA of Trichosurus vulpecula (common brushtail), 1596 nucleotides long. Its product is annotated as Krueppel-like factor 4. Gene Ontology annotation, biological process: regulation of transcription by RNA polymerase II. NCBI's taxonomy places the organism in Eukaryota, Metazoa, Chordata, Mammalia, Diprotodontia, Phalangeridae. The transcript has a single exon. The coding region runs from base 19 to 1596 and encodes 525 amino acids. Gene Ontology annotation, molecular function: DNA-binding transcription factor activity, RNA polymerase II-specific; RNA polymerase II cis-regulatory region sequence-specific DNA binding. The record is from RefSeq and is a predicted model, not a curated record.
CCACAUGGUGAGUUUGACAUGGCUCUCAGCAGCACUCUGCUACCCUCCAUCUCCACCUUCGCAGCUGGUACGCCGGGCAAAGAGAAAGUCCUAAGGCAAACAGGUGCCCCUAACAAUCGGUGGCGGGAGGAGCUGUCCCACAUGAAACACCUUCCUUCAGUGCUCAGCGGCCGCCCCUACGACUUGGCGACGGCGGUGGAGGUGGCCGACCUGGAGAGCAACGGUGGCUGCGGCGGCGACAACAAUCCUGCGCUCCUGGCCAGACGAGAGGUGGAGGAAUUCAACGACUUGCUGGACUUUGAUUUUAUGCUUUCCAACUCCUUGAUCCACCAGGAACCAACCGCGGCAGCGGUGGUGUCCUCAGCUUCGGCGUCAGCCUCUGACUCGUCCUUCCCUUCGAGCAGCGGCCCAGCGAGCGCUCCUCCGGCCAACUGCAGCUUCGCUUACCAGCUGCGGGGUGCUGGGGACCCGGGAGGGGCGUCUGGAGACCCCACCACCUCGGGCAGAAGCAGUAACACCAUCAGUAACGGUGGGGGCGGCAGCCUUCUUUACAUCCGGCCUCCCGCCGCCCCCUUUAACCUGGCCGACAUCAAUGACGUGUACCCUUCAGGUGGAUUUGUAGCCGAGCUCAUGAGCCCUGACUUGGACCCUGUGUAUAUUCAACAACAGCAGCUUCCAGGUGGCAGCCUGCAAGGAAAAUUUGUUGUGAAAGACACCUUGAACAUGGAGGAGUACAAUGGUCAGUCUAUCAUCGGUGUUAACAAAGGCAACCCGUCCUCUUGCAGCCCAGACGGCAGCCACCCUGUGGUAGUGGCCCCCUAUAGCACAGGGCCUCGGGUGUGCCCCAAGAUCAAGCAAGAGGCCGUCUCCUCUUGCACUAUCGGCAGGCCUAUGGAGGCCCACCUGGGCAGUGGCCCGCCUCUCAGCAAUGGCCAAAAAGCGCAGCCCCACGAAUUUCCCUUGGGGCAGCCUCUCCCCAGCAGGACUACUCCCUCCUUGACUGCUGAGGAAUUAAUGAACAGCAGGGACUGCCACCCUUCACCUCCGGGGAUAAGCCAUCCAUUGCCACUACCCCUUGGGUACCACCCUGGACCCAACUAUCCUCCUUUCCUGCCGGACCAGCUGCAGCCCCAGGUUCCUCCACUCCAAUAUCAAGGUCAGUCUAAGGGUCAUAUGGCUCUCAUGGAAGAGCUUUCUUUAACAGGUCAUCCUUUGGUACAAGGAGUGAUGCUGACUCCACCCUCUUCACCUUUAGAGCUUAUACCACCCAGGAGUUGCAUGCCAGAAGUACCCAAACCCAAGAGAGGGCGCAGGUCAAGGCCCAGGAAAAGGACAGCCACCCACACGUGUGAUUAUGCAGGCUGCAGGAAAACAUAUACCAAGAGUUCUCAUCUCAAGGUACAUCUUCGAACCCAUACAGGUGAGAAGCCUUAUCACUGUGACUGGGAGGGCUGUGGAUGGAAAUUUGCCCGCUCUGAUGAACUGGCCCGCCACUACAGGAAGCACACUGGUCAACGCCCAUUCCAGUGCCAGAAAUGUGACCGAGCAUUUUCCAGGUCCGACCACCUUGCCUUACACAUGAAGAGACAUAUUUAA